CAAAGGGGAGAGGAGAGACAGGGAUUUGUGGUGCAAUGAAAAAUAACGGAGCUGGGGCUAUUUCACGUUUUAACUGGCUUUCCCGAUAGGGGCCUCUCUCCUCCCCCUCCCCGCACUCCAUUUCGGGUUCACACGAACGAAGAGGCACUAGCCAAGCGAAGCAGCGCCCCUUUCUCCUCGCCAGGGCGUGCACAGGGGGAGAACGCUGCUGGAGGGUUCGGUUCGGAGUAUCCGCGGAGAGCCAGCCCGGAGCGUCAGUGCCAAUUCCCCCCGGCGCAAGGAGGGAGGCUGUGGCGCGGCGCCGCCCUCUGGAGAGACAGCCGGCGAGAGGCUGGUGUGAAGAGCAGCAUCUCAAUGAGGGACGGGCUAAUGCAAAUCGCUGCAAUCAGCAGCAGACAGUAGAAGAAAGGCGAAGCAGCUGCCGCCCAACCUCACCCGCAGCACCAUCCAGCCGGAGGGCCAGAAGAGACCUAACAAAAGGCAUCCAAGCUGCUCUUUGCGACCACACUUGCAGUCAAGCAGGGCGGGGGACAUUGCUGAUCGGAGCGCUUUGAGCUGAAACCCAGCACGUCCUUCACAACCAGCCAGCAGACGUAGGCUUGGGGUGGACGCGCUUCCAAACCACCGAGAAACCGAUUUACCAUCAAAGAUGUCCUUUGGGAGAGACAUGGAGCUGGAACACUUUGAUGAGCGUGAUAAGGCACAGCGAUACGGCAGAGGGUCACGGGUAAAUGGUCUGCCUAGCCCUACCCACAGUGCCCACUGCAGCUUUUACCGAACCCGUACUCUACAAACCCUCAGUUCUGAGAAAAAAGCAAAGAAAGUUCGUUUCUAUCGCAAUGGAGACCGGUAUUUCAAAGGGAUUGUUUAUGCCAUCUCCCCUGACCGAUUUAGAUCUUUUGAGGCCCUGCUGGCUGAUUUGACCCGAACUCUAUCUGAUAAUGUGAAUCUGCCCCAGGGUGUGAGAACAAUCUACACCAUUGAUGGUGCCAAGAAGAUUUCUACUUUGGACCAGCUAGUAGAAGGGGAGAGCUAUGUGUGUGGUUCAAUAGAACCCUUCAAAAAACUGGACUACACAAAGAAUGUAAACCCAAAUUGGUCAGUGAAUGUUAAGACAACCUCCACUUCCCGUACGGUGCCAUCUCUUGCCACGGCCAAAGGAAGUCCUUCAGAUGCAAGAGAGAAUAAGGAUUUCAUUAGGCCUAAACUGGUCACCAUCAUCAGGAGUGGUGUGAAACCACGUAAAGCAGUCCGAAUUCUGCUGAAUAAGAAGACAGCACAUUCAUUUGAACAGGUUCUUACCGACAUAACUGAUGCCAUCAAGCUGGAUUCGGGAGUGGUUAAACGCCUGUACACGCUGGAUGGAAAACAGGUAAUAGAUUUCAUCCUAAUAAUCUCCAGUAACAUGUCCCUUUGCCUCAAAUGCAAGUAAGUCUUGUUAUCACUUUAUGUAAUUGAUGUGGUCAUUUGCUGUUCUUCCGAAAGUUACUGUAAACUUUUAAGUUAGAGGCUUGGGCAUACUGUUUAAUACAAAAGCAUGAUUUUAGUGGAAGAUCUUUUCAGGAAGUUUGACACUUUGCCUCAAUGGAUGGUUUCAUUAUUUAUGCGUGUUUGUAGAUCUGAAUCGGCUACACAUCAAAUUUUCAGCACUGACUUUGAAAAUGUCAGCCAGAAUAUGAUAUUAAAGAAUGCUGAACUAAUUUCUUUAACCUAUCAUUUAUUUUCUGUAACAGCAUUAUGAGUCCUUGUUCCUAGUGUCUGGUAAUUUUAACAAUGAGGACACAUCAAGUUGUAUUGGAGAGUAAUACAUUUGCAUAUCAAAUGUAACUUUUUAUUUUUGAAUCCUGUAAUUUCACAGUCUAAACUAUCCUAUUAUAAAGAAGAGCUUACAAGUUCAAUAAAAAGGGAAACUUCCCACCCACUUGGACAGACAGGGAUGUCAGGUCUGAUCUAUGAUUCCCAAAUUUGUUAAGGAGUCUUUUCCAUGUGGUCUGAAAAGCUCCUUCUUAAGCGUUCUAAAAUAAUGCAUAGUCAAGCAAUAUCUGCUUCUGCUAACUGUAACCUGAGUAAGACAUUGUUCAAGUUCUAGAGGCCUUUGUGACGAAAUAAAUAAAAAUAACUCCAUUAUGUGUAGUGCGUCCUAGUGCUCUAUGCUUUCUUUUGAUUACAAUCCAGUACUUAAAUACAGCAGACUUCCGAUAAUCCGGCACCUUUGGCAUCCAAG
This is a messenger RNA of Pelodiscus sinensis (Chinese soft-shelled turtle), 2224 nucleotides long. The record is from RefSeq and is a predicted model, not a curated record. Lineage: Eukaryota; Metazoa; Chordata; Testudines; Trionychidae.